This is a messenger RNA of Homalodisca vitripennis (glassy-winged sharpshooter), 2341 nucleotides long. It is a transcript of the gene Iru, whose product is annotated as E3 ubiquitin-protein ligase Iruka. Gene Ontology annotation, cellular component: nucleoplasm; cytoplasm. Gene Ontology annotation, molecular function: ubiquitin protein ligase activity. The record is from RefSeq and is a predicted model, not a curated record. Gene Ontology annotation, biological process: positive regulation of DNA-templated transcription; protein ubiquitination; ubiquitin-dependent protein catabolic process. NCBI's taxonomy places the organism in Eukaryota, Metazoa, Arthropoda, Insecta, Hemiptera, Cicadellidae. The transcript is spliced from 10 exons. The coding region runs from base 102 to 1094 and encodes 330 amino acids.
GGAGGUUGGUACACAUUGUAAUCUACGAUCUAACUGAUCAGUCCACUACUGUCCAAUCCAGGUUUACCGAGUUGAUUUAGGUUAAAUUACGGGAAAAUAGAAUGGCUGAAGAGGCUGCAGUCGAGAAUUUAGCAAUUUCAAGAUUCUUUUGCCACAAAUGCAAUUUAGAAAUAAACCGUGUGCAACAGGACUACACGUGCCCGACGUGUCAGAGCGGGUUUAUUGAAGUUCUAGAGAAUCAGCCAGAGCCCACUGAAGAGAGCGACAGCGACAUGGAGGUCGUCCAGCCAUUUGAUCAGCUGCUGAAUGACAUGCUGAUGGGGCUCAGUGGCAGUCCAGGAGGUAACCGAAGGGGCAAUCGAGGCAAUCGGAGUAGGGGCGAGCGCCGGAGGGGUGGAAGGGGGAGGCCGGUGGUUCCGUUUGAGAACCUCAUCCAGGACUUCAUUGUCAACCUGACAGAGGUUGGUCUCGGGGGGCUAGGCGUUACGCCAAGACCUAACGGCCCUGUGAACCCUUUGGAUUUCCUUGCUCCCAAUGUCACUAACCUGACCCCUCCUGCAAUCAUCCACGCAGUCUUCAGUGCAGACACGGGGGUGUUUCUGGGAAACCCCGGGGACUACGCAUGGGGCCGGGAGGGUCUUGAUGCUAUCGUUACUCAACUACUUAACCAGAUGGAUGGAAAUGGUCCUCCACCUCUCGCUCAGGACAAGAUACAAGAGAUACCCACCGCAGCCAUAACACAGGACCAAGUGGACUCAAAUCUGCAGUGCAGUGUAUGCUGGGAGGACUUCAAGGUUAGCGAACCGGUGCGCAAACUGAUCUGUGAACACGUCUAUCACGAGCCCUGCAUCAUCCCCUGGCUGGAACUGCAUGGAACUUGCCCUAUUUGCCGUAUGACACUGAGUGAGGAGGGGAGGUCCAGUGACAACGGCAGUACCAUGUUUGGUGCUCAGAGUGUGGGUCCUAGCCUGGCAGCUCUCUUCAGGGCGGCGAAUGACAGUGCUAGCAGCCGAGCCUCUUCUACUUCCUCCAGCGACACAAGUAUCUCGGGAAAUAGUUUUAAUUCAAACAACAUGGACCUGGACUACGAUUAGAGAAGGAUGACGCAGCCCUACUACUUACGACAUAAACAAAUUAACAGUGUUAUAAUUAAUGUACAGAAUGUUGUUGAAAUUUAUUUUUGCUCCUCUUGUUGCACACAUCUCUGUUUUAUCUUUACAUCUUUUGUGUAAAAAGAAGAUAAAAAGUAUUUUAUUCCUGAAAAGUUUUAUAUUUAGCCGGUGUUCGACCAAGUGCUAGUCCAGUUUUAUUUGUGAAUAAAGUGUAAAGGCAUUAGUGAUGUAAGAGCCGAUCACUAGGAUAAGGGGUAAGAGCCCAUUAGUGAUCACUAGGAUAAGAAGAGUAAAAUUCACCACAGAUCUUGGGAUUGCUAGAUUCGUGACUGCUCCCGGUGCGAAGGACAGUUCCAUUGCUCUGCGUCAUUAUGUUCUGUGUUGUACUAAAAUGUAACAAUAAAACGGUUUCCUCCAAUAAGUAAGUGGCUAGACGUUUUCUUGACAGAAUUACACGUUAGGUCACUGGUUAGAGUAGACAUAAUAAUAUAACACUGUGUUAGGUGUAAUCAGUUAGGUAGUACAGCCACCAAAUUUCUUCAGGGGGGGCGGGAGGGGGAGGAGAGGACAGGACAGGUAGCAAACACGGAUGUGAUAUAGAACAAAUCGUCGUAGAAUCAAACUGAUCAUUGCCGUAGUAAUUAUCUUAUGUAUAAAGACCGCCAAAAAAUACUUGUUAAAGGUGGGCUCAAAAGCCACACAAUUAGUCAUAUCAUUACUCUUCAGCUUUAUUUAUCGUCUUAAAUAUGUCACUGUGGACCAGUGUUGUUUAAAAAAGUUAAUUUAUACAAGGAUUGCCAAUUUGUUGAACCUGUAAGGUUAAUAGUUUGUUUUAUUUUUUUAAUGUUUUUUUUUAUUAAACAUAAUAAUAUACGGUUAUACAGAUGUUAGUGAGCAUAAUAAUACUUAAAGUCGAUAAAAAUGUUUGAAGGGGUAAACGUUGUUGAGGUUUAAGAAUUUGUCUUUGAAUUUAAAUUAUUUUCAUAUGUAACAUAAUAAAAUACUCACAAACUCAAAGGUAUAUUACUGUUUAAAGUAGAAGUAAGUAUAAAAAUAAGUAAUUCAUGAUGGGUUGCCUCCUGAAACCCAUUUGUAAUUUACUUAUAAAUACCAUAUUACAAAUUGGUUGAACCAAAUAAAAAAAGAUGUUUGUAAUUAAUUUUUAUUUAUUCAUGCUAUGUAAAAAAUUGUUUUAAAUCGAUGGUAGAAAUAUACUAUUUAUGCCCUUU